This is a messenger RNA of Lathyrus sativus (Indian pea), 2460 nucleotides long. The record is from the annotation of a GenBank genome assembly. NCBI's taxonomy places the organism in Eukaryota, Viridiplantae, Streptophyta, Magnoliopsida, Fabales, Fabaceae.
AUGGCACUGGCCUCUACAUUUGUUUCCUUGUCAAUAUUAUUAUUAUACUGCCUCACUUUGCUUUCCGUGAAUGCAUAUUCCUACAGAGAAUUCCUGCAAAUGGGGCAGUCAGUCAGAAUUUCUGACACAGUUGUUUCAUACGGUGGAAACUAUGAACUUGGAUUUUUCCACAGAGACAGAGACAACACCACCAAGUACUACGUAGGUAUAUGGUUCAAAAAGGUACCAAACGACAAGAUUGUUUGGGUUGCCAACAGAGAUUUCGCAUGCCAAACAUCCUCGGCGUUUCUUACCAUUCAACCUGAUGGUAACAUUGCGAUCAGAGAUGGACAUAUGACAUACAGUGUCACCAACGUUCCAAACAACAGUUAUAGUAAUUAUGCAACGCUGUUGGACUCAGGAAACUUAGUACUGUUGAACAACUCUAACAAAGCGAUUCUAUGGCAGAGUUUUGAUGAUCCAACUGAUACUCUUUUACCUGGAAUGACAAUCGGAUUAGGUAGGUCACUGAAGUCAUGGACAAGUGCAGACGACCCUGCUAUCGGACCAUAUACUCUCCAAUUUGAUUCCGGCUUAGCAAGUCUAACUGUAAAUAAAGGUUCAAAUGUCUUGUGGAUUGAUGGUAACUCCAAUUUAUCUAUUCAGAUUUUUUUCAACCGAGUCAGUUUGGAACAGACUUCUUACUACAAUCAGUUCACUCUCCCAAUUGCUAACAAAUCUCGAAUUGUAUUGGAAGUGUCUGGGGAUCUUAAACACGAAGGUUGGUCUGAGAAAUCCAAACGUUGGCUUUCUCUACAGUGGUCCAAGUGCGAAACAAACAAUUCGUGUGGAGUUUUUUCCAUUUGUAAUCCACAAGAUCAGGACCCUUGUCAGUGUCUCAAUGGUUUUGAAUCAUUUGAUGAUGAUUCUUGGAGGAAAGGGAACAGAUCAGCUGGAUGUGUAAGGUCAAAGAACUUGUCCUGCAACAUUACAGAUGGAUUUGUUAAGGUCGAUUCAGUGGAACUACCUCCAAAUCAUGUGAACAUGAAGCUGUAUUCUAUAGCACAAUGUAACAACACUUGCUUGACAGAUUGUUCUUGUCUUGCUUUUGCUUAUGAUUUAUUUGGAUUUAACUGCAUGUUGUGGAAUGAUCAACUACUCACUCUGAAGAACAUCUCAACUGAUAAUCAAGAUGAUGAGAAAAAUAGACCAAUUUUUUAUCUCAAACAUGCUGCCUCAGACAUUCUUACCACAAGUAAUGGAACAAAUGCAGCUAGCAGACAUGGAAACAGGAGGAGGAAUUUACUUCUAAUUGUUAUUUUAAUCCCAUUUCUAUUAUUGCUUAUAUUGCUUGGCUUAUUUGUUUACCGGACAAGAAAGCAAAGUAAGAAAGGGGAUGAUUUGCUCAAUUUUGAAGUAGGCAUGAGCAUGAUUAGUAAAGACUCUGAAAAGGGUACAAAAGUUAAAAGGAAAGAAGUCAAGUUACCAUUAUUCAGUUUUGUGAGCGUUUCAGCAGCGACGAAUAACUUUUCAGAAACAAAUAAACUCGGUGAAGGUGGCUUUGGACCUGUUUAUAAGGGUAUAUUAUUGAAUGGUGAUGAGGUUGCUGUAAAAAGGCUAUCUAAAAGAUCAGGUCAAGGAUGGGAGGAGUUGCGAAACGAAGCCUUGCUGAUUGCAAAACUCCAACAUAAUAAUCUAGUUAGACUUCUCGGAUGCUGCAUUGAAAGAGAUGAAAAAAUGCUUAUUUACGAAUUCAUGGCCAAUACAAGUUUGGAUUGUUUUCUCUUUGAUGCGGAAAAAAGAGAGACGCUAGAUUGGGGAACACGGGUUCGAAUAAUUGAAGGGAUCGCGCAAGGACUCCUAUAUCUGCAUCAAUAUUCUAGGUUUCGGAUCAUUCACCGAGAUUUAAAAGCUAGCAACAUUCUGUUAGACUCCAACAUGAAUCCUAAAAUAUCAGAUUUUGGAAUGGCGAGGAUAUUUAGUGAGAAUGUUCUUCAAGCAAAUACAAAUCGAAUAGUAGGAACUUAUGGCUACAUGUCUCCUGAAUAUGCGAUGGAAGGCGUUUUCUCAAUUAAAUCCGACGUGUUUAGCUUCGGAGUCCUUCUGUUAGAGAUUAUAAGUGGCAAGAAGAAUACUGGUUUUUAUCAAGCAAAUUCCUUUAAUCUUCUUGGAUAUGCUUGGGAUCUAUGGACCAACAAUUCUGGAAUGGACUUGAUUGAUUCAAAAGUAGAUAUGUCCAACAAGAAUUUAGUAACAAAAUAUGUGAAUAUAGGACUUCUGUGUGUACAACAAAGUCCAGAAGAUAGGCCAACCAUGUCUGAUGUUGUCUCAAUGAUUGGCAAUGACACUACAUCCCUUCCUAGUCCAAAGCUACCAGCAUUUCAAAAUGUGAGAAGUAUUGAAAAUUCAAGUCUCUCUAGAAGCACUGAAGAAAACGUUUCUGUCAAUGUUGUUACAAAUUCAAUAGUUGAAGCAAGAUGA